UCAAGCCACCCAGUCUCUGAAGCCACCUCUGCAAAGCCAGGACUUGCAAGCCCCGGGCAGGAGCUGCGUGGAGCCAGAGAACCCCAUGGCGCUUUGGAGGCCCCUGCUGCGGAGGACGAGCAGCCAGAAGCCGGCUCGCCGGUCCUAUACCAUCUACCACAACACGCCGGAGAGGGACAGGGAGCCCGACCUGCAGGUGAAGAUGGAGGGGGCCGAGGAACCCCCUGCCAGCGUGGCUGCCAGCAGCCGGGAGAAAGCGAGGGGAUGCUGGCGGCAGGGCUGGUGGAAGACGGUGGCGUACCUGGUGCUGGUGGGCCUUCUGAUCUUCAUUGUGGCCUUCCUCCUGGGAUAUGUCUCGUCUCGGGUGAGCUGUAGAACCUGCGGGGACUUCCUGACUGUGGUGAGCGACGAGAGCCCAUAUGAGGAGGAGGACGACCCGGGAGGAGCCCCCUUGUAUUGGACGGACUUGAGGGAGAUGUUCCAGAGGUUCCUCAACGAGGAGAAGCUCGAAGGGACCAUCCGAAAGAUGAGCGAGGGCCCGCACCCACCUGGAUCAGCCCGCCUGGAUGCUCUUUCCAGACACGUGCUCAAUGCCUUUGCCUCUUAUGGACUGGACCACUACUGGACCGACAGCCAUUAUGUGGGGCUGCAGCGCCCCAACUGGAGGCAACCCAAUUUUCUGCAUCGAGUGAAUGGCGAUGGCGUUGUGCUAGAGAAGUUGCCUCUGGGAGACCCUGAGGUCUAUUGCGCCUACAGUGCCUCGGACAUUGUCACGGGUGGCCUGAUCUUUGCCAACUAUGGACGACGACAAGACUUCGCCACCUUGAGGCAUCGGGGUGUUAACCCCCAGGAUAAUCUGGUCAUUGUUCGUGUUGGGGAAAUCAGCUAUGCUGAGAAGGUGGCCAACGCAGAGGCCUUCCGUGCCAGAGGAGUUCUCAUUUACCCAGACCCCUUUGACAUCCCCCAAGAGCCUCGCAAACUGGGGCUGUCUCAGAACACAAGCAUUUAUGGACACGUGCACAUGGGGGCUGGGGACCCCUACAGCCCUGGCUUCCCCUCCUUCAACCACACCCAGUUUCCUCCCAUACAGUCUUCCGGGCUCCCCCAAAUCCCAGCACACCCCAUCAGUGCUAGUGUGGCUGCUCCCCUGCUCAGGCAGCUGAGGGGCCCGGCUGCUCCCCAGAACUGGAAGGGGCGCCUUCCCGAUGUCCCGUACCAGCUCGGACCGGGGGAACCCGGAUUCCAGCUGCAGCUGGGAAUUCAGAACAUCAAGCAGUCUGUCAUGGUCAGGAAUAUUUUUGGAUGCAUCGAGGGGAGAUUUGAACCAGACAAUUACCUCAUUGUGGGGGCUCAGCGGGACUCCCUCGGCCCAGGAGCGGCCCGGUCUGGCGUGGGCACAGCCAUCCUGCUGGAAUUAGCUCGCACGUUUGCAGCCAUGGUGCGGAAUGGUUUCCAGCUACGGAGAAGUUUGCUCUUUGUCAGCUGGGACGCUGGUGAUUUUGGCAGUGUGGGCUCCACCGAAUGGCUUGAGGGGUACCUCACCAUGUUGCACCUCAAGGCGGCUGCCUAUAUCAGCCUGGACAAUGCCGUCCUGGGCUAUGACAAAUUCUUUGCCAAGACCAGCCCCGCUCUCCUCAGCCUCAUUGAGAGCAUCAUCAAACAGGUCGAUGGUCCCAACCGCAGCGGCCAGAGCAUCUUCGAGCAGGUGACCGAACAGGGCCGGCCCUGGGAGAGCGAGGUCAUCCGCCCCCUUCCGAUGGACAGCAGCGCCUUUGCCUUCACUGCCUUUGGGGGGGUCCCGGCUGUGGAAUUCUCCUUUGCAGAGGGCUCUCGCCCCUAUCCGUUCCUCAACACCAUGGCCGACUCCUACGAUAACCUGAACCGGGCCCUGUACGGGCGUCUCCCCGCUGUGGCCAAGACUGUGGCGGAGGUGGUGGGUCACGUGCUGAUCAAGCUGUCCCACGAUCACCUCUUGCCCUUGGACUACUGGUGCUACGGGGAUGUGCUCCUGCAGCACAUCAACCGCUUCACGGAAUACACAGCCCUCCUGAAGAGCCGUGGGCUGACCCUGCAGUGGAUGUACUCGGCCAGAGGCGAUUACACCCGAGCUGCUGAGAAACUGCGCAAGGAAAUCUACAGCUCCGAGGAGCAUAACGAGAGGCUGCUGCGCAUGUACAACGUCCGGAUUAUGCGAGUGGAGUUCUACUUCCUGUCUCAGUAUGUGGCAGUGACGGAGACCCCCUUUCGGCACAUCCUGCACGGCCGGGGCCCCCACACCCUGGAAGCCCUGCUAGAGCACGUGAGCCUGCUGCGGGAGGCACCGGACACCUUUGACGAAGUCCUCUUCCGGCGGCAGCUGGCCCUGGUCACCUGGACGUUGCAGGGGGCAGCCAACGCCCUAAGCGGGGACGUCUGGAACAUCGACAACAACUUCUGACAAGGAUCCCUCUCCCUGCUGGAGCCGGAGUGACAUUUGGUGCAGGCUAGAGAGAGCGGUCCCAAGCAUUCUCCCCCACUCUCCAAAUUGGUUUCGGCUCAAGUCCUGAUCUGUGUGUUAUUCUCCUGCCCUUCCUCGAGCCUUCAGUGCCAGUUCUUAAUUUAUCAGUGACAGGGGUCACUAUAAAUGGUUCGUGUGUUGCUCUGUAAGAGGGUACCAUGCUGUGGUUGUAUCCCCCUUGACCUUAAUCAACGUCCCCCCUUAAUUACCACCUUGUCCAUUUCCACCCCUCCCCCUAAUUUAUCAGCGGCAGUGUCUGCUAUAAAUUGGACGGAUUUAUUGCUGUGUGAUCGGGCGACAUCCUGAGCUACCCGCUUCCUUUUGCAAAGGUUUUAAUUGUUCUUCUUCCUUGCUAAUUCCCACCCAUCCCCGCUUAAUAGUUUAUCAGUGGCUGUGAUCCCUAUACAUGUUUAUUGCUCUGUGAUAGGAUGAAAACCCACCUGACCUCGUGAACAGUAAUCGAAUCCUGGUUAAUUUAUCAGUGGCAGAGAUCGCUAUAAAUUAUUUCUUCUUGCA
Hemicordylus capensis (graceful crag lizard) is the source of this 3013-nucleotide messenger RNA. It is a transcript of the gene TFR2, whose product is annotated as transferrin receptor 2. The coding region runs from base 86 to 2437 and encodes 783 amino acids. The transcript has 19 exons. Gene Ontology annotation, biological process: endocytic iron import into cell. Gene Ontology annotation, cellular component: external side of plasma membrane. NCBI's taxonomy places the organism in Eukaryota, Metazoa, Chordata, Lepidosauria, Squamata, Cordylidae. The record is from RefSeq and is a predicted model, not a curated record.